Anopheles arabiensis is the source of this 2145-nucleotide messenger RNA. RefSeq names its product MAGE-like protein 2. The transcript has 2 exons. The coding region runs from base 88 to 1248 and encodes 386 amino acids. NCBI's taxonomy places the organism in Eukaryota, Metazoa, Arthropoda, Insecta, Diptera, Culicidae. The record is from RefSeq and is a predicted model, not a curated record.
CUUAGCACAAAUCAGCAUCCAGUUCAGUGUCUGGAACCGCACAGUUGCGCAUCGUGGUUUCGCUAACCAGUUCGUCGUUGAGUCGCAAUGAAGUUUUUUAUCUGUCUGUCGGCGCUUUUGUUGGUUUCGGCAAAUGCCGAAUCAGAGCAGAAGAAGUCCGCAGCCGAUAGUAAGGCCGCCGUCCCGCUCGAGAAGAAGCUGGACAAACGGGGCCUGCUGAGCCUCGGCUAUGGCUACGGUAUUAACGGGCUGGACGUAGGCUACAUCGGUGGUGGCCAUCUUGGCGGUGCGUACCAUGAGGCACAUGACCAUCACUACGGGCAUGGUGUGUAUCUUGGUGGCCACACGGAUGUGACCAAGACGGUAACGCUGGUGAAGGGUGUCCCGGUACCGUACACGGUUGAGAAGCACGUCCCGUACACCGUGGAGAAGCAUGUCCCCUAUCCAGUGAAGGUCCCGGUACCGCAGCCCUACGAAGUAGUCAAACACGUCCCAGUCCACGUCAAGGAAUACGUUAAGGUGCCCGUCCAUGUGCCGCAGCCCUACCCGGUUGAGAAGAAGGUGCCCUACCCGGUCCAUGUUCCGGUCGAUCGUCCCUACCCCGUCAAGGUGUUCGUGCCGCAGCCCUACGAAGUGACCAAGCACGUCCCGUACCCAGUCAAGGUGCCAGUCCCGCAGCCCUACGAAGUUACCAAGCACGUGCCAGUGCCAGUGAAGGUGGAAGUGCCUGUCCCAGUGCCGUACACCGUCGAGAAGAAGGUCCCGUACCCGGUGAAGGUCCCGGUCGACCGUCCCUAUCCCGUCCAUGUGCCAGCUCCCUACCCCGUUGAGGUGGAGAAACCCGUGCCGUACACCGUCGAGAAGCCAGUCCCGUAUGAGGUGAAGGUCCCGGUCGAUCGUCCCUACCCCGUGCCGGUGGAGAAGCCCGUCCCGUACCCGGUCAAGGUGCCCGUCCCGAAGCCGUACUACGUCGAGAAGCACAUCCCGUACACGGUCGAGAAGCCCGUCCCGGUCCCAGUGAAGGUUCCGAUCGAUCGCCCAUACCCCGUCACGGUUGAGAAGCACAUCCCGGUGGAGAAGCCCGUCCCAGUGCCGGUAAAGGUACCAGUCGCUGUCCCAGUCCCGGUACACCACGACCAUCACCAUCAUCAUCUGGAGCAUCUGCAUGAGCCGCACCACCAUCAUCAUCAUGACGUGAGCUACACCAGCUUCAGCGGCUACGGACAGGACUACAGCUACCACCAUUAAGAGAGGGUGUGGAAAGUAGAUGUUGGUAGAUCUUCUGUAACAUACAUCUGGUGGAUCCUCGAGUACGGGGACCUCUGCACGUUUCUAGAAACACGACGCACCCGUCACAGACGUUAUGGAGCACCUUCCCAAUGCUCUCGGGGUCUCUCCGAAUUUCGGGAGAUGUUUCGUUCUUAAAUAGCUAUUAUCACCAUCGAUCACCAUCACACUCACACAAACACUCUAUCUCUCCUUUCGCUAUCCAAUCGAAUAACCUCAAUCGUCAUACUCAGUAGAGAAAAGACACUUUCUCACAAACACAUACACACAAAAAACACAUUCGAUCGAUUGGGAUCGACAGUUGUGCACCGAUGUGAUAAUGUACAUGCACUGCCCUUAUGAUUUUUUGUUUCUACUUCGUUCCUUCUUUCCGCACUGGACGGAAUCAUAGGUACCGAUACGCACACCGUAACAAACUGGCCCAACAAACGUCAGCCUUGUCCAAAUGCACGCCUUUGCUCGCUCGUUUCCCACCAAAUUUUGUGCGAGAAAGGUGCUGCUGUACAGAAACGAUCGAUUAGAACCAAAAUUAAGGUAGUUUUGGAUCGCUUUAUUUUUACUCCCAACGGGGGAGCAAACAGGGGAGCCGCAACGCUCAACAACAAAGCUUUUUUGACAUUUUUGCGAAAAAAUAGCCAAAAAACAUGAUUUUUCUAGAAAAAGAGAAACAUAUUGCGAUCCUUCAGACGACCAGCACGGCCAGUGAAACGCUCCCAGUGCAUCCAUCGCACCAAAAGAGUGUCAUAGGCGUGCAUUUGCUCAAGGCUGACAGCGGGGCACGAUGUACUUUUUUUAUUAUAUUUUAUUGUAAAUAAGACGAAAAAUAAACGAAACAAAGAUUGUUGUACAAAAAAAUAA